GAAUUAGGAUCAACUUCUCAACACUUAGAACAUAGUGACCGCUUUAUUCACAUUACUACAUUCUCACCUAAUACUACUACAAUCUUUAAAUCUGAUACUGAACAACAAUUUUAUCAAUCUGCUGAAGUUUCUAAAGAAAUAACUAACAUUUAUUUUCCUACACUAACUACUGAGUCCUCUUUUUCUUCAAACAGUACUGAUCUUUUGGAAGCUGAUUUUCUUACUCCUGCUUAUAGUUCUAUAAUUCCUCCUACUAAUUUAAUUAAUCGAGAGUCAGACACUGAUAGCAUUGACGAAUUACAAGAAAAUUUAUUCGAUAACAACAACAACCAAGUUGAAUAUAUUCCAAUAUACCCAACUAUAAGCAAUACUUCUAUUGUUAAUUAUUGGGAAGCAGACCAACCCCAAGAUAAUAUUGAGAUUGACUCUUGGAACUCUGCAACAGACCUGCAAUUUUGA
Molecule: messenger RNA, 459 nt
Organism: Dentiscutata erythropus
Lineage: Eukaryota; Fungi; Glomeromycota; Glomeromycetes; Diversisporales; Gigasporaceae
Source: the annotation of a GenBank genome assembly